UUUUGCAUUCGGCGCACACGGAUCGACGCGAGUUAACACAAAAAGAAACUGAAAACAGAAACAGCGAAUAAAAGCAACGAAAUAACAAAGAAUUUCAUGUUAAUCAAUGUUAAUUUAUACAUUUGUAAGAAACGUUACUGUAAUAAAAUCACAGCAAUUUAGUAUACGCCAUGGAUGCGGAUUUUGUUAACAAAUACAAUCAAGUGCUGCAUCGCCUGAAGCUUGUCGAGAAUUUCGAUGGCAGCGAUCCCGGCAAGCUGCCGCAAUUUCUGCAGAAAAUCGAAGCGCUCAUACCGGCCAUAAAUAGCUUCGAUGACUACUACAAGGCGCAGCUCAUAGGACACAUCAAAAACAAGUGCACAGAUCGCGCCAGGGACGUGGUUUUUACACGUCAGCUAAGCGCUCCGGCGGCAGCCAAUGGUCCUGCGCUGGGCAAUGGCAAGGCGCUGCUCAAAGCAGAGUCCUGGCACAAAGUGCGCGAGCAGCUGCUGCAUAAUUUUGCGGAGCGCGAGUCGAGCUAUGCUCUGAUACACAAGAUUAGAAGCGCCGUCUUGGACUCGAAUAUAGAGCUGUACUAUCAGAAGAUGGCCAAGCUCAAGCAGCGUCUGCUCAAUCGCAAGCUCACACACAAUGACACUUUAUACUCCUUGGAGGACAUUGAGCGCAUUACAUUGCAAGUGUUCAGAGAUCAUUUGCCCGAGCCCACACAUUCCAUGAUCCUGCGACGCAAUCCCAAGAGCAUGGAGGAAGCCUAUCGCUACAUAGUCGAGGUGCAGCAGCAGUUCUAUACGCAGAGCGGUCCGCUGGCGCACGAGCAAGGCGCCACCUUUAGCACCAGUCACAAGCAGCUCUAUGGCGUUGGCACUGGCGUGGGCAUGGGUCUGGGCAUUGCCUCUGUCGGCUUGGCUAGUACAGGCUUUAGCUACAAUCGCCAGCUGUCCGAGAAGACGGCGCUGUACAAUCAGCAGCAGCAACAGAAGAGUUACUACAAGCAGGCAGCGCCUGCUGUGGGCGCUGGCAAAACUAAUCCCAUGUUCAAGAGCGUUGGCAAUCCCAGCUUCAAGUCCAGCUUCAGCUACAACGGCAGCAGCAGCAGCAGCAUGGGCGCCGGCUACAACAACAGCAAGCUGGACAAGAACAAGACAAAGGAUGCCAAAGGAUUUCAGCUGGGUGGCAAGACUGUCAAAGCGGCUAACAGCGGCAGCAGCUGGCGUAAGUGAAUGGGUGGGUGACUGUGUGGGUGGAGUGUAUAAAGCAGGGCAUGUUACUUAAUAUUGCAACAAAUUGCUGCUCACCUACACUUUUGCUAUUAAUUUAAUACCUAUGGUCAAAGAUUUUAAAUUAAUACGCAAAAGAUUAAAUAGAACUGCUAUAGUUGAUAAAAAAUAUUAAUUUGUUGCUAUCGGUUGCUACUUUUUUAC
Messenger RNA from Drosophila busckii, 1421 nucleotides. RefSeq lists its product as uncharacterized. The transcript has a single exon. NCBI's taxonomy places the organism in Eukaryota, Metazoa, Arthropoda, Insecta, Diptera, Drosophilidae. The coding region runs from base 171 to 1220 and encodes 349 amino acids. The record is from RefSeq and is a predicted model, not a curated record.